Messenger RNA from Lampris incognitus (smalleye Pacific opah), 2230 nucleotides. It is a transcript of the gene zbtb22b, whose product is annotated as zinc finger and BTB domain containing 22b. The transcript has 7 exons. Gene Ontology annotation, biological process: regulation of transcription by RNA polymerase II. Gene Ontology annotation, molecular function: RNA polymerase II cis-regulatory region sequence-specific DNA binding; protein binding; DNA-binding transcription factor activity, RNA polymerase II-specific. The coding region runs from base 38 to 2230 and encodes 730 amino acids. The record is from RefSeq and is a predicted model, not a curated record. NCBI's taxonomy places the organism in Eukaryota, Metazoa, Chordata, Actinopteri, Lampriformes, Lampridae.
UGGGAGGGGGGAGGGGGGUGCAGCUUUAUCCGUGACGAUGCAGUCUCUGGCUGUGGGCGAGGGCUGCAGCAGCACAGAGUCCAGUGAGCCCUCAGACUCGGUGGUCCAGGUGUGUUUCCCCAGUGCGCAGGCCUCCAUUCUGGACAGCCUGAACAGGCAGAGAGAGGACGGACAGCUGUGUGACCUCUCCAUCCAGGUCCAGGGACAGGUGUUCAAAGCCCACCGCUGUGUCCUGGCCGCCUCCUCGCCCUAUUUCCAUGACCAGGUUCUACUGAAGAACAUGUCCACCGUGUCCAUCCCAGCCGUGAUGGACCCACUGGCAUUUGAGAGCGUGCUCAGCUGCGCCUACACUGGCCAGCUCCGCAUGCUGCGCGACGACAUCGUCAACUAUCUCACUGUGGGCAGUGUGCUGCAGAUGUGGCACAUUGUGGACAAGUGCACCGAGCUGCUCAAAGAAGGGCGAGCCAUGGCCGGGAGUGGGUCUGGAUCUAGGGGCGGGGGUGAGAUACAGGAAGGGGGCGGUGUUAGCAGGGGGAGGGGCGGGGCUAACCCCAGUUGGCCCAAUGAUGCUCAAAGCAGCACUCAGCCACCCAGCCGCCUGUCUGUGAGUGAGAGCCAGUCUCCCAGUAGCACCAACUACUUCAGCCCACGGGAUGGGAGUGGCUUCGGAGGAGGAGGGGCGGCCUUGGCCGGGACCUCGGGGGAGGAGGGAGGAGCCAACAACACCCCUGGCUACUGCACCCCAUCUGGAGGGGAGGAGGCCUUCCUUAUCGAGGAGGAAGAGGAGGAAGUAGAGGAGGAAGAGGAGGAGGUUUUGUACCACCAGAGGAAGAGGAGGAGAGGAGGAGGGAGUGGGAAGAGGAAGAAGAUGAGCUCGACAUCAGAGCAGGAGGUUGGGGUGAGCGACAGCUUUGGCGUGUCGUCCUAUCAGGAUGGCGAGGACUCAGCCCUCCCGCCUCCGAAGCGGCCAACCUACAGCCAGCCCAGUAUCAUGCCCCGUAAACAGUGGGUGGUGGUAAAAACAGAACGCUCUGAGGACGACGACCUCAUCGUGGUGUCUGGAGAGGAAGGUGGUGGGGAGGAGGCAGAGGAGGAAGAGGAGGAGAGGGAGUUGGAGAUGGAGAGGGAGAGGGAAAGGGCCGACUUCGGUAUCUCAAAUGUCAGGAGCCUGUCCGGGGAGCUGGGAGAGCGGGCCGGGGUCGACGUGGAUGCUCAGGGUGACUACUGCCAGUCUUCAGAGGACUACCUCAAGUUUGAAACCAGUCUUAUGGACCAGACCUUAGCCCAGCACCUUCACGACAGCACCACAGGUCAGGGCCAGAGCACCAACCGGGCCGUGUCAGCCCUGCUAGGCCAAGUCCAGUCUGCCACUGCGGCCCGGGCCCAGCUCUUCCCACUGGACAUGCAGGGGAACCAGAUCCUCCUGUACAGCCAAGCCUCUGGACUCCCCCUGGACCCCAGCCUGCCUGCGCUGGGGAUGGGAGGUGGCAUGGUUGGGAGUGCUUCCUUUAAAGGAUCUCCGCUGGAGCAUGGAGCAGUCCACUUGUCGGGACAGGGGGGGAGCUUAGGUGUGGAUGGAAUUGACAGUGGGGGGAUCAGUGGAGGUGGUCUGGGUGCCAGUAGUUCUGGAAAAGUGUUCAUGUGCCACUGCGGCAAGACGUUCACCCACAAGAGCAUGAGGGAUCGCCACAUCAAUAUGCACCUGGACCUGCGUCCCUUCCACUGCCCUGUGUGCUCCAAAAAGUUCAAGAUGAAGCACCACCUGACGGAGCACAUGAAAACCCACACGGGUCUCAAACCCUACAACUGCCUGGGCUGCGGCAGGAAGUUCAUGUGGCGCGACAGCUUUAUGAGGCAUCGCUCACACUGUGAGAGGCGCAGUGGGCUGGGCGAGGCAGGGGGGAGGGGUGGGGGCAGCGGAGGGGGAGGAGGAGGAGAAGAGGGGUUGGACAUGAUCUCCUCCCCCCCUCAUCUCCUCCUCUCACCAGGUGAGGCGGGUCAGGCCGGGGCUUUGGGCAGCGGGAGAGCUGCAAUGUCAGUGCUUUCUCCACACCACUCCAGUUCUGUUGUUCCACCACAGCAACCCACCGUUUCAGCUGGCGCAAACAGUGGUGUUGUUUCCCAGAGCAUAGGUCAAGGGUCGGGGAUGUUCGGCAGUAUGGGGAUAACUCGCAAUGUGGGUGAGGAGGACUUGUGUGAGGUCAACGUCAAUGACAGCAGCGUAACUUAA